AUGCCCUUCAGAUUCCCGGUCAAGUUCGAGCUUCCCAAGCAUUCCUACCUCAAUAGCAGAGUCAUCAAAGACCACUUCAAGCGCUUGCAGUUUGCCGAACAUGAGGUCACAAGAAAAGCGUUGAAGUAUAUUGCCAGAAACACCGAACUUCCUGCCAGAGCCCGUUUGGAAGCCCAGUUACAGCUCACGGCCAUGCCCAAGUACACCUCCCCCACACAAAUCAAGGAAAGAUGUGUCGCCUCAGGCCACAGCCGCUCGGUGAUCACCGACUUCAAGUUGAACAGAACCGCCUUCAGAGAACGUGCCCGGGCGGGCCAGAUUCCAGGUGUGCAAAAGGCAUCCUGGUGA
This is a messenger RNA of Clavispora lusitaniae ATCC 42720, 348 nucleotides long. RefSeq names its product mitochondrial 37S ribosomal protein uS14m (gene MRP2). Gene Ontology annotation, biological process: translation. Lineage: Eukaryota; Fungi; Ascomycota; Pichiomycetes; Serinales; Metschnikowiaceae. Gene Ontology annotation, cellular component: ribosome; mitochondrial small ribosomal subunit. The record is from RefSeq and is a predicted model, not a curated record. Gene Ontology annotation, molecular function: structural constituent of ribosome.